AUUCUCUCUCUCUACCUAUAAAUACCACACGCGUCUCAUGCAUUUUGUAUAGCUCACCCAGUUUGUUACUUUGAUUUCGAUUUUUUUCUGAGUAGAAUUAAUUUGAAUCUCCUGGAGGUAGAGAAUAUAUAGAAUGGAGCUUGAUCUUUCCCCCAAGUCGGCGAAGAAGGUGUAUGGAGGAGACGGCGGUGCUUAUUACGCCUGGCUCCCGGAGGAGCUCCCGAUGCUCCGUGACGGUAACAUCGGCGCCGCCAAGCUUGCUCUUGACCAGUAUGGCUUUGCUCUUCCCCGAUACUCUGAUUCUGCCAAAGUCGCCUAUGUUCUUCAAGCUCUGUGUUGUUAAUCGCGGUUGCGUUCUGGAUUUUUCCGAUUUCCUGUUUUGAAGCUUCGUGAUCGUCGAUUUCUCGCAUACUCAGUCCAGUAAUUAGAACUGUGUUGUGAAUUGUGAUUUGAUUUUUCUUCGCAUCCUCGGUUAAUUCAUUAGAUCUAUGUAACAAUGUUAUGGAUUGCGAUCAUGCUUUUAAUUUGAUGUUUCCUGUAACUGUUCUGGAGCUUCACGAUCUUCAAUUUUCAAUGCAUCCUCUGUCAAUUAAUUGAUUAUUACAUCUGUGUUGUGAAUUAAUUUGUAUGAAAUUAUUAUCGCUCCACUACUACAAAAAAAGGGCAAAGGCACCG
Cuscuta campestris is the source of this 675-nucleotide messenger RNA. Lineage: Eukaryota; Viridiplantae; Streptophyta; Magnoliopsida; Solanales; Convolvulaceae. The record is from the annotation of a GenBank genome assembly.